AUGGAGAGCCACCGAGCUGCUGCUGCUCCUCCCAGUACCCCUUCUGCUGGUGCUACCGCCACCAGCGCCAAUGUUACUCAUGCCGUCGAUGCUGCUGCGUCCACUGCCGAAUCAUGCGAUCAGGAACGUCGAAAGAAGAAACCCUAUAAAGAGCUGACGCUUCAAGAGAAGGUGCAACUGAUUCGACUGGCUGAAGAAAACUCGGGCAUGAGUCAAGCGGCGAUUGCUGAACGGUACACCAUUGCUAAAAGUAACGUCUGCCGUAUACUCCAACGUAAAAAGGAGUAUUUGAUGGCAUACGAAUCUGCCGGCUAUGCUGGCUCCCGAAAGCGAAAGCUGAAAAGCGCCAAUACGGAUAUGAUGCAAGACUCCAGGCAGAUGGGUCUGCUGGUUCCUGCACCCACAGAUAAUCCUGGCAAUGAAACGUUGCGAGCGCAUAUGUACAAGCAGCACCAAAUAUCUCGUAUGUUCAUGUGUCGAUGUUGUAAUUGGGCAUUUCCGGAUAAGACGAGCCUACACAUGCAUAUACAGGCUAGGGAAGAAGGUAAAUCGAUAACGGUUCCGGUUAUUGGUAAAGGCUUAGCACCCGAUGGUGUGGAUUCACAGUAUCCGAAUUUGCAUCCGAUCAACAACAACACGUUGCCACAGAUGCAAAAUCCUGGAGGUGUGUUGUUGACUCCGACUCCAGGCCUGCCAUUUUUCUCGGCCCCACCACCACCGCUGACAUCUUCAACAGAAGAUAUGAGUCGUCUUCGUGAUCGAUUGGUUUUGAAUUCCCUCAUGACCCAACCAGGCUUUGGCCUAGCUGCUGCCUGGCUAAAUAACCUACCAAAACCUAUUCCCACUACAAAGCCCUUGGUAGAUUUGAUGAAAAAGGAUACACGAGAAGAGGACGAGUGUGAAGUAAACGUUGAGAACGACUCGGCCCAAGCUGAUGACGAUAAGAAUGUCGAUUCUCGUUUUGCCAUUUCACCUUCACAUGUGUCACCGUCAGAAACACAUUCCUCUGCUAGUCCAAAUGGAUGUUACGAUUGCGCCGUGUACAAGACCAAAUUGACGAUGGCAGACAAUAAAUGUCGAUAUCUAGAAAGCAGAGGGAAUACCUUACAGACGGAAGCUGUGCGAGCACAAGCGCAAAUCUCGUCGGCUGAAGCAGCGCUACGUGCCCUGGAGGCGGAAACACGUGCGUUACGGGAGCAGACUGAAAUGCUACACAGGCGACUACUCGACUGCCAGUUUCGUCGAUCAUGUUCCGAAACUCUGCCUGGAGGCGAAGUAUCAGUUGGAGCGAUCGCUUGGUUGCUAGUGGUAUCGCUAAAAACCAUCAAUUGCGAGCAUGUCUCAGAUAAACUAUGUGUCAGUGAAGAAACAAUAAUGUCUGGCCUCAACCGUCGAGUGAAAUUGAAUGUUGGUGGACAGAUCUUCGAGACCACUGAGGGGACCUUGUGUCGAAUACCAAACACCAAACUCUCCAGGUUGGUUGAAAGAAUCGAUCGCUCUAACGAUAAUAACAACGAGGUGUUCAUCGAUCAUGAUCCAAAGUAUUUCCCAAUGGUGCUGAAUUUUCUUCGUGAUGGACGGAUUCCAUUGCCGGAUACCGUUGCUGAAAUCGAUCAAUUACUUUGGGAAGCACAGUAUUUUGAACUACCUACGUUGACCGAUUUCAUCGAGAGCGAAGAACAACGUGGACCGCCAUUUUUUCGAGGUGAUAAGGUUGUCUGGAGAGACCAGAAUUUUCAAAGAGCGCUCGCAAAAGUCGGCUGGCGUUUCGAUGGCAGCACGAGCGACUCGCUGAAACCCCUUUGUUUCAUGCCUAGAUCAGACGAAAUACGCACCUGCGUUACCUGCGGUGUGACUACGGAUUCAUUCGACAGGAAUUACCGCACGAUUUUCGAACUUCCACGGAAUGCUACAUUUGCUGUCGGUGAAGUGAGAAAGUUUCUACGAGAUUCCGAUGAAAAAGUCCAAUUGAACAUUGGAGGGGAGUUUUUCGAGGUGCGGGUCGCUGACCUGAAACGCUAUCCUAAAACAAUGUUUGCUCGGAUGGUGGACCAGAUAUGGAGCAAAGAUUUAGGUACGAGAGUCAUAUUUAUUGAUCGUUCUCCUAAAUAUUUCAAAUUGAUUAUGGACUUUAUUGUCAACGGUACUGUACAGUUACCACGAUCCCGUAUUGAAUUGACUGAAAUCGAACAAGAAGCUGAAUUUUAUCAAUUAGAUGAACUGAUAGCCGUGAUCCUUCGCGAAGAUCGUCGCUGCUUCGGUGAAGGACCGCCAUUUUUUCCAAAAGACAGGGUAAUGACNUUGAUUAUGGACUUUAUUGUCAACGGCACUGUACAGUUACCACGAUCCCGUAUUGAAUUGGAUGAAAUCGAACAGGAAGCUGAAUUUUAUCAGUUAGAUGAUCUGAUAGCUAUGAUCCUUCGCGAAGAUCGUCGCUGCUUCGGCGAAGGACCGCCAUUUUUUCCAAAAGACAGAGUCGUCUGGAGAACGCGUAAUUUCUGGCGACAAAUGCUUGCGAGAGGAUGGCGUUUCGAUGGCAACAAAGAACAACUGCCAUUGUGUUUCACACAUUUUACUCUUUUUUCACCGAAUGAGAUCUGCUAUUUGUGUGGUGUUGAGACGAAGGAUCUGAAUGGUCUGUACAAGUGUUUAUUCGAUUUUCCACGAGAUUUCAGCUUCACCAUAGGAGAAAUUGAUAAGAUCUAUGGUGAUUGUUGCUGUUGUGAUGUGCGAUUCGGCAAAUCUUCAUUUAUUUUUCACAUUCCGACCCCACUACUUCGCUUAGCCGAUUGA
Molecule: messenger RNA, 2793 nt
Organism: Haemonchus placei
Lineage: Eukaryota; Metazoa; Nematoda; Chromadorea; Rhabditida; Trichostrongylidae
Source: the annotation of a GenBank genome assembly